AGAAAAAAAACGCAUUUCUUAUACGCCUUUGCUCCCUACGCCUGUACUGUAAGCUCAUGUAUAGAGGCGAAUAUUAUUCAAAACACAUGCAAAAGUCCCUUCCUCUCACUCUCGCGCCGCUCUCUCUCGCUCUCUCCCCUCCUCUCUUGUUUGCUGUUUUUACACACGCACGUUCUGCGACCCCCACCUCAGCAGCUCUUGAGAGAGCCUCGCUUCCACACAGUCUGCCAACGCUCGUUCAAGGAUGGAUAAAACGCAGAUUUGGAGCUACACGAAAAGGACACCUUCCGCAGCAAUACAACCAGCAUUUCUUUUACAAUAGCCCGACAUGCAACAUCGGGAUUUUCUAUAGUUUUUACAAGCAUUUCUGAACGUUUUAAAAACAGCGGCGAGAACAUUUUCAACGGAAUCGCGAAUCCUGCAACAUAAAUCCGCCGGAGGAAGUCCCUCAUAGCUUUUCGAGUGAUUUCGACGCAUGCAAACCGAUAUUAAAAGUUUACCCUGAUCUAUAUCCACGGGAUACUGAACGGACUGCCUUCAGCGCCUCACCACCACCCCGCGGUCUGCGUGGCCCUAGAUGGAGCGAACAGCGUUUGGAAAGACAGCUGUUUAUUUGUAAGGAUAAGACUACAGGAUUCUCUCUGUUACAGAACAAAAAAAAAGGCACUGAUACUCUUCAUGGGCGAUGUUGGAUCUGACAUCCACGGCUGGAAUUUAGAUUUCUCAAUUAUUUGGCUCUCGUUGGCGAACAACUCCCAACCUGGCUUCAACUUCUCCCGCAACAGAGGAUUUGGCGGUUUUUACGCUUUUCCCAAAUGGCGUAGCGCCGACGCCUCCCGCGUACAUAGUGCUUUCAAGUUUGGAGUGGAAAUGACAAAGGCUUUCAAGUCGAGGUUAUUCAUUGAGUAGGCUAUGUCAAAAGGCUGGCACUGUAGCCCAUCGGCACUCAAAGUGGGUGGACUACGUCUCAUGUUCAGCAACUCGGGGAUUCCCUGAUAGGAGCAGCCGUCAACAUGAUGAGGCCACACCACUGAAGAGCGCUCUCCCAAAUGAAGAGACAUCCGGGAUAGGACAUUAAUGGAAUACUGACACUGACUCUUGACACUUUUUUUCAACGCAGGUCCAGUAUGACUGCAGCAGCAGGAGUGCUAACAGGCUUGGCUAAGCUAAAACGCCAAGACUCCAGCCGAUCUCAGCACCGCUCCCUACAGGCCCUGAACUCUUGCCCAGGAAACCCCACGCCAGAACCGGCCCCCAGGAAGAGGAAGCGGCGGUCGGACAUUGUGGUCGUGCGUGGGAGGCUCCGCCUUUACUCCGCCUCUGGGUUCUUUCUGCUACUGGGAUUGGUCAUCCUGGCCAUGGGCAUCGGCAUGGCGACGCUGGGCUACUGGCCGCACGGCGCUAACACGCAGGCGUUCAAAAGCAAGCCAGCCGAGGCCGGGGGUGGGACUAGCAAAUCGUCGCCUGGAGACCAACAACAAAGAGAGGCAGGAGACAAGAUGGCCGCCGCGGGAGCAGUGAGCGGGGGCAAGAUGGCGGUGGUGUUAGACGGUCAGACGUCCGGGCCGGCAGGGGGGCUCCUGACGCGCUUCCUGGACCAGCACCGCCACUCGGAGAGGAUGAAGAUGUUCGGGCCCUUCACCAUGGGGAUCGGCAUCUUCAUCUUCAUCUGCGCCAACGCCAUCCUGCACGAGAACCGGGACCGGGAGACCAAAGUGAUCCACAUGAGGGACAUGUACUCCACCGUCAUCGACAUCCACCGGCUCCGGCAGCGCGAGAUCAAGCACCAGCGCCACAACGGCUCCUUCUCCGCGGAGCACGGGGGCCCCGAGCUCCGCUCACAGGGGCCCGACGCCUCGGGGGCCGCCCGCCUGGCCAGCCACGCCCUGCUGGCCUUCUCCUCCCGCGCCGGCAUGGGCUCCCUGGGAGGGGUGGGGGGAGGAGGAGGAGGAGGAGCGGGGUCCGCGGAGGAAGAGGAGGUGCUGCUGGGCGGAGGGGAGGAGCACGCCAGGGUGGACUUUGGGCUCGGCGGGCUCCUGGCGCCGUUCUACAAGGACCGGCCCGCGGGCCGGGCCGACCCGUCCCGCCGGCAGCGGUCGGUGGACCGGGAGGCGGCGGAGGGCGGGGGGGGGCACCGCGCGCGCUCCAUCGUCUCCUCCUCGCUCUCCGCCUUCACGCUGCCCGUCAUCAAGCUCAACAACUGCGUCAUCGACCAGCCGGACAUGGAGGCCAUCACGGAGGAGGAGCGAGGAGCGGGGGGAGCGGGGGGAGAGAAGCAGAGCGAGUGCCUGCGACCCCUGGCCUCCAUGGAGUCCCUGGUGGUUCCCGAGGCGACGCUGGCCAAGGCCUCCAAGCUGCCGGGGCUCCACCGUAGCAACUCGGCGUCCAUGACCUCCCAGGGCUCCUUCUCCUCGUCCUCCUCGCUCUCCCCGGCGCCCUCGUCGACCUCGGGCUGCUGGCUCUCCCCCGGCGCGGCCCGGAGCGACUUCGGCUCCAACAACUCUCUGCACAUGCUCAGUAGCCACUCCAAGUCCCUGGACCUGGAGCGUGGGCAGAGCAUGCUCAGCGUGCGUCCCGAGCAGCGGAAGCACCCCAGCUGGCCCCGCCUGGACCGUAGCAACAGCGGCCGCGGCGCCGGCGCCGGCGCUAGCGUUAGCCGCAGCGGCAGCACCAAGGGCUACGCGCGGCUGGAGGACCGCGAGGAGCCGACCGGUUCGGACCGGCUGCUGGACGCCGACGCCAACGCCAACGCCAACGCCGCCGCCGCCGCCAGGCGGGACUACAGCAAGCGCGAGAAGCUGCUCAUGAUUUCCCGAUCGCACAACAAUCUGAGCUUCGAGCGCGACGACGCUAACAGCAGCGCGCUGAAGCGUGGGAGCUCGGAGACCCGCUUCUGAGAGACUAAACAAGCUCUGCUAAGCUGAGAGAAGAAUGAGCAGCGUUAUAGUUUGUUAGGUCGAAGCGCUCUGAGGACAUGUUGUUCAGUUGGAGGCAACAGGCAGCAAGUGGAGAGAGUUCGCUGUUCAGGGACAUUGGCAUCAAUUCCUCCUGCUUUUACUAUACGUGUCCAUUGGAAGGACGUUGACUCUCUGUGCGUGCACAGGAUGCUACAAGGUCAGGCUACAUCCAAGUAUCAAAGCGAGCAAGCAAUGCAAUGCGGGUAUCAGUCAGUGUUAAGCUUUUCCUGAAUGUACCACUCGUGUAGGAAGAAGGUACCAAUGAUAGAAUACGAUGGGGUUAUUUUGUUACUACAGAUAGAUGUUCCCAAUAAGGUAUUUUGAAGUUGAUCUUCGCAAAUAAUUACAACAAGAAUCCUAGCUGCUGUUUCGCCUCUCCACAUCCAAGACAUUGGACGUAAUGCUGUUUGUGGCUCGAUGCUGAAGAGAGCAUGGUCUCUCAACAUACUGACUAUGAUGCCAUGGUGUUGAAGAUUUGUGUUUUCAUGUUUUAUAUUUUAAUUUGAAAUAGAUAGCUGAAAGAGUGAGUGAGAGCUUUGAUGUACGAUGGCAUUUUGUAGUUUCACUAAAUAAGGACCCACAUUUAUUUCCCCUCUUGGAGUGUGAACUCCUUUGCCAGAUUUUACAGUCAAUUUGCGAUGUUGUAAAAAAUUCAACAUUUUCCUGGAGUAUAAAUAUUGUAUCCCUGCCAGAAAUGUCUUUCAUCAUAGAAAGCAGUUUGGAAAACGAGUUAAACAGCAUGUGACGAAAGGCAGUGAAAAAGGUAUUGAUUUAUUAAAACAGAAAAACAUCACUCCUUCCAGUCGGUUGAACCAGUUCAAGCUGGUCUCUAGGGCUGCUUAGGGGGUUGUAGCAGAGUAGUGCUAGCCAGCAUUAGCUCUCCUUCAUUUGAUGUACAUUGUGGGGUGAUAUUUGGAACUGUAAACUGAGUUGAUGAGUCAUUCUAGUGCUGUACAUUAUAACACAGCAGAAACAAAAUGGAGGAACAGUCGCUCAAUGGCACACAGUUCUAAAAAAUUGAUGGUUAAUUCCCAGUGACAGACGAUCUGCCCUGUACAGGCGAUGAACGAAAAAUACCCUAUAUAUACUCGGUCGGUAAGCAUUUUAAACUGGUAGGCUUUAUGAAAAAGACUAAUUGUUAUUGGUUAGCCGUAUAGCCCAUGUGAAAAUAAAUGGGAGCCAACAGAAAAUGUGUAAGUUAUGGUCUGUGUUAUGAAAGAAAUGUUGCAAUCCCUCAAAAAUACACAUUGUCGGUUUGGCAACGUUAACUGACAACUCAACUAAUUAGAAUAUAUCGACAUCAAAUUAAGUGUGUAAUUUAGAUUACCUUUAUUCGAAGCCAUCAAACAGUUUAUUAGUAGGCCUACCCAGCAGGUUGACUAACACUAUAGUUACCAGGGACCUCUGUUGAAAACACAUCUGUACAACUGUACAUCUUUAAACGAUUUCUCGAGAGAUAUGUUAUGUCCAGAGCAGCACUUACUUUGUUUUAAAAAGUAGCACAAUCUGUAUUAUGUUCAGAAUGAUGCUUCAGAGGCGUUCAAUCUGACAUUUUGACGUGAUGUUCUGUAGAGCUUCAUUCUUUGUUUCAUAAAGAGAUGAGCUAUUUAUAUGUCUGAGUCAGUCAACAAAUGUCAACAUCUCCUCCUCCCUUAGAAUAAAUGGAAUAAUUUUCACA
This is a messenger RNA of Gadus morhua (Atlantic cod), 4635 nucleotides long. RefSeq names its product transmembrane protein 200A (gene tmem200a). NCBI's taxonomy places the organism in Eukaryota, Metazoa, Chordata, Actinopteri, Gadiformes, Gadidae. The transcript has 5 exons. The record is from RefSeq and is a predicted model, not a curated record. The coding region runs from base 1128 to 2897 and encodes 589 amino acids.